This is a messenger RNA of Suillus paluster, 990 nucleotides long. RefSeq lists its product as uncharacterized. The record is from RefSeq and is a predicted model, not a curated record. The transcript is spliced from 5 exons. Bases 1 to 990 code for a protein of 329 amino acids. Lineage: Eukaryota; Fungi; Basidiomycota; Agaricomycetes; Boletales; Suillaceae.
AUGCAUAGCGCCUUGCGAGGUGCCGUUGCAGCAGGCCGCCCGCACAUGGAUUAUGUCUCAAACACAACGUAUCGUGUCUCCCCUCUUUCAAAUUCAUCGAUUCACCAGCGAAUAUCCAUUGCGUUUCCCAAUGUUCCACCACCUGGCCAUCUGGAAACCUUCACCCUGGCUACUCAUUCCUCGGCGGACAGUGACCUCACCGCUUGCCUGUGGGUCGAGGAAGAGAGGCUACACGAUACUCUUACCACACUCACAAAUUGGCAAGGACCCAUGUCUUUGGUCAUCGUGACCGUCUCUGCACAGUUAGGUUCAACGGACCGUCUUAACAUGCUCAAAAGGUUUCCGGAACUUAUGGACCUCUAUGAUACACGUGCCUCAUCCGGUCUGUCGUUCCACGUACUCCAAGUCUCGUCUUCUUCUGGAGGAUCCGCCAAUGCCUAUUUGAACGUUGCUCGUCUCCUGGCGCCCACCGAUCGGGUUGUCCUGUUCCCCGAUGGUUUACCUUCGCACCUAUCAAGUGACAAUGUGUACAACUCCAUUGUUCGGUCGACGUCCCCGCUACCUCUCGUACUGGGUAACAAUAGCCGUAGGAUAUAUCCAUUCGCCCCGAUGUCCCCUGUUGUUCUUCCCAAGGAUUAUUCUUCGUGGUGUACCGAACGUUUCUCUCUUUUCCGAUCUCGAUCACUCGACUGGGAUGACUGUCUCUGGCAACUGUGGCUUGAAAGCGGUGGUGAGGUCAAAUCCGCGGCGGUGGAUGGCUGGCCAGGGGAGGAAGCUGGUAAACCGAGUGCUUCUAAUAACUCCGCCCUAUCCGCAAAGCUAAGACGACGCUGGACCGUCAAGUAUCGUGCAGAAGCCUGUGCUCUCGCCGUGAAAAGAGGACAGAUCUUGGAAGCAGCCAGUUAUGCAGACAAAAAGGCAUUCCAAUGGCGCAAGAAGUUUUGUCACGAGUUCAAGUCUCUGGGCACUUUCCCGCCAAACGUUGGUUAA